Molecule: messenger RNA, 3330 nt
Organism: Zychaea mexicana
Lineage: Eukaryota; Fungi; Mucoromycota; Mucoromycetes; Mucorales; Lichtheimiaceae
Product: rab-GTPase-TBC domain-containing protein
Exons: 4
Coding region: 427-3057 (876 amino acids)
Source: RefSeq, a predicted model, not a curated record
CCACGACAUCCGCACCCAAAGUCUUUAUUGUCGUCUGCAGCGCAUGUAAUUCGGGGGAGCGAGGACUAAAAGGGAGAGCCGAGAGGAUAGAGGGAGAAGCUUGGGGGAGGGAUGAGUCAAGUAAGAAAAGAGCUGUUAGUAGAGUCAGUUAGUAGAGACAGGCCAGACGGACAAAGAGAGAGAGAGAGAUCGAGCCAGAGAGGAGAAAGAAAAAAAAAACGAUGUUACGCAGAACAAAAUAAAGGCGAUGACCUUAUUUGGAUUCAUGACAUUCGAUUCCUUUUAUAAAGUACGCCAGUACUAGAAUAUAUCCAUGCGCACGCAUUACACAGCAGAGCAACACAACAACCAACGACAACACUCACCUCUUUUUUUUUCUUUUUCUUUUUCCUCUUCUUCUUCUCUUUCUCUCUCUCUCUUCCGUAUAUGAGCUCUCUUUCUGUCCGAGAGAAGAGAGUAACCACGAUGCCACCACCUAACGAUACACCGCAGCAACCCACUUCGCCGUCGAAACUGGUCCACGCUUUACACAAAAGUGAGCAGCAGGCAGCAACAACCGCUGUCCAGCAGCAACACAAACAAAAGUACAAUACGAUUGCUUCGUCCAAGAGCACACCCUUCCAGCCCCAUAGACGAAUUCGUACAACCAGUUUCGGCAUAGGUCCUACGCCUACUCGAGCUCCCAGCAUGACGCUUCAUCAUCGUCGUCGCACCGCGUCGGGCGCAGGUCACUUGGACAGCAAUGCCAAUAACAACAGCAGCAAUAAUAAACCUGAUGUCCAAUUGCUGCCUCGUUUGGAAGAAGAAAAUGCCAAUUUGCCUCCUCAGGACUCGAUUGAUUUUAUCCUAGCUCAAAUCGAGCGACAAAAUGCACUUCUCGAUGAAGAUCCCAAAUCGGUAUGCAUUCAGUCUAAUGAGUUAAAAGCUCAUCUGUCGACGAUGCAGACCCUUGUAGCCGAGCAGCAGCAGCAAACGGUCGAUAGUGGCAACAACGACAAACAAGAAGACGACAUUGAUUGGGAGUUUUGGACUGCCCUCACCGAAGAUUUUGGUGCGGUCGCGCUCAAAUUACCCCACCUAUUGUCCGCCAAAUUGAAAGCGGGUAUUCCAGAGAAGGUGCGAGGCGUGAUCUGGCAAGCCAUGACACAAAGUGCCUCAUUGAACCUGGAGACGCUGUACGGCCAGUUGGUGGUCGAGCAUUCGCCGUACGAGCGUAUCAUUGCUCGUGAUCUGGCUCGCACUUUUCCCAAUGUCGAUAUGUUCAAGCAAGAGGGUGGUGACGGCCAACAAGCCCUUGAACGAGUCUUGAAAGCAUAUUCGCUCUAUGACGCUCAUGUCGGUUACUGCCAGGGCCUGGCAUUUCUGGUCGGUCCUCUGCUCAUGAAUAUGCCAGAACAGCAAGCGUUUUGUGUCUUUGUCAGACUUAUGGAGACAUACGAAAUGCGAACCAUGUUCACCCUCAACAUGGAAGGCCUGCAGUUGCGCCUAUACCAGUUUACCAGCCUGUUGUCGCAAAUCCUGCCGGAACUUUCAGAUCACCUUGCCGAACAUGCCGUGCAUCCGCCCAUGUACGCCUCACAAUGGUUCUUAACCCUGUUCGCCUAUGCCUUCCCUAUUCCUUUAGUGAUGCGUAUCUACGAUAUCAUCUUUGCUGAAGGCGCAGCCGAAACCAUUAUGCGCGUUGCCAUUGCCAUGCUGAAGCACGCACAAGAGGAACUAUUGGAGAUGACCGAGUUCGAAGACAUGCUGGACCACGUUACAUCUAAGCUGCAUCUGGCGUACGAGGACGAUGCAGGCCUUAUGAUCAAUGAUGCCAUGGAGUUGAGCGGUCUGAUUACUCGUGAAAAAAUGGAUCAUUUGGCCGACUCGUAUGUUCGUGAAUUGGAACAAGAAAAGAAGCAGACGGAACAAGUCUUGGCCGUCCGAUUCAACUUUUGGUCUAAGCAAGAUAAUAACAACAACAAGAAAAAGAAGCGCGAGUCGAGUGGAUGGUUGAGCAAGCGAUCAUCAACGUCUAGCAGCGAUGAAGCAUCUGAAAAGCAGCCCAGUACACCAACAUCUAUGACAGCACCAUCGAUGGCAUCUACAUCAUCUUCACAACAACAACCGCCCCAGCAGGAUGUCGCUACCCUUCAUCAGCAGAUCGAGGACUUGUUGCUUGCCUUGUCUCAAAGUCAAAAAGACCACAUUCAAUUAAAGCAAGAGUUAGGCCAGGUUCGCAUGGACAAGAUGGAUGUUGAAGCCGAGCGCGACGCAUUGAAAAUGACCAUGCUGGACAUGCGGCCCGAUGAACCAGCGGCCCAACAGCAACGACAAAACAUUCGCAACAUGAAGAGCGAGCUCCAACAAGCACAGGCUUCAAACUUUGAGCUACAACAACAAAACGAAGAAUUGCGACACCAGAAUGAAAUGGCCAAGCAAGCCCAAGAAGGCUUGAUUGAAAAGCUCGUCAAUAUGAAGAACAAGAUGGAACAACUUGAAGUUGAUCAUAUCAAGGUGACCAAGGAACGCGACGCAUUGCAGAGCAAUCAGCGGCCGUUGGAGCAGAAAUUAAAAGACGCUGAAAAGACGGCGCAUGAACUCCAGUUUGAAAAGCUGCGAUUGCUUGACGAUCUCGAGACGGUCAAGGAACAACGGGAUCAAGUAAUUACACCACCAGCUACACCUAGACCUAGUAUGAAUAACAACAAUAACAGAAAAGCACCUCGAGUACGACCUCAAUCCGUAUUCGUUACCAAGGACAACAGCGUGGCAGCGGAAUCGAGAUGUCUGGAAUUGGAGCAAUUGUUGGCUGAUGCCAAGUUGCAGAUUGCCGAACUGGAAACCUUUGGCCCCACAUCAUCAAUUUCCUCCGGCAGCAGCAAGAAGAAUAAGCGAAGGAGCUUUGAUCCGAUUGCAUUGAGUCGUGCUGCUUCGGCUUCUUCUGCCAACAAUUACAGUAGCAACAUCUUGCCUAAACGUUCGAGCUUCUACGGUCGUUUAUGGAGCUCGGUAACGACAACGUCGUCCCCAGCAGCACAACAGCAACAAGACACACCACCUACCAGCCCCAUCUAACCGUCAACCGCUUACAAACAAUAACAAAAAAAUGACGUCAUACAUGCGUUACGUUUAACUUUCUUAUCAACAUUGUCUCGCCAACCCUUUUCUAACUCUCAUCAACAACAGCAAUUAGAUAAACAACACAACAAACAAACAAACAAACAAACAAAAUAAUCAUCAUCACAGUCAUCAUCAUUAUCGCCAUACAAACACGCAAACAACAACACACAUUCUUACUGCCAACAUUGUUUAUUCGUACUACUUGCUUUUCUUCUUAAAACAUACCAC